Messenger RNA from Micromonas commoda, 1065 nucleotides. RefSeq lists its product with no specific name. The annotation marks the transcript as partial. Gene Ontology annotation, molecular function: ATP binding; nucleic acid binding. The transcript is spliced from 2 exons. Lineage: Eukaryota; Viridiplantae; Chlorophyta; Mamiellophyceae; Mamiellales; Mamiellaceae. The record is from RefSeq and is a predicted model, not a curated record.
CAGGAGGCCGUCGUGAGGGGCCUGAACCUCUCCGGAUUCACGAUCCCGUCCCCGGUGCAGCGCGCGGCCAUCCCGCUCGGGCGGCUCGGCGCCGACCUGGUGGUGCAGGCCAAGAGCGGCACCGGCAAGACGGUCACCUUCGGCGCCAUCCUGUGCGAGCGCGUCGACCGCUCGAGCGCGUAUCCGCAGGCGCUCGUGCUCGCGCCCACCAGGGAGGUGGCGCUCCAAUCCCGCGACGCCCUCGCCAAGCUCGCGCGGGCGCUGGACCCGCCCGCGCUGCGCGUCGCGUGCUUCCUCGGCGGCCUCCCCGUCGCCGACGAUCGCGCCGCGCUCGCGUCCGGAUGCCAGCUGUGCGUGGGAACGCCGGGGCGGGUCCGGCAGCUCCUGGAGGAGGGCUCGAUGGCGCCGGGCGGGAUCCGGACGCUGGUCAUCGACGAGGCGGACGCGCUCGUGGGAGGGGCGUUCGAACACGACGUCUUGUUCGUACACAGCAUGCUCCCCGAGCGCAAGCAGGUGAUGGCGUUCUCCGCUACGUACCCGUCGCGCACGCUGGCGAGGAUCGAGACGAUGACGCGUUCGCCGCAGAGGGUGGCGAUGUGCUCGCAGAACACCGCGGCGCUCAGGGCGGUGCGACAGCAUUACCUGCUCGUGGACGUCCCGGGGGGCGAAUGCGGGCCGAACGCCCCGUCCGACAACCGAGUCUUCGCCGCCGUAGCGUUUCACCAGGCUGUCGUCUUUUGCAGGAGCGCUGGGCGGGGCGAGGCGCUGACGAGGCGGCUCACGAGUGAAGGCUAUCCCGCCGUGUUCACCGCCGGGACGCUGCCGCAGAAGAAGCGGAUGGACGCGAUGGACGCGAUGCGUCGGUUCAGGGCGAGGGUGCUCGUGUCCACCGACCUCACCGCGCGGGGGGUGGACCUGGAGCGUGUUAACCUGGUGACGCACCUGGACGUGCCGAGGGACGCGAGCACGUACGCGCACAGGGUGGGGCGCACCGGGCGGUUCGGCACCGCCGGCCUGUCCGUCACGGUGGUGACGACGGCGGAGCUGUCCAGGCUUCGGGAGUUG